This is a messenger RNA of Tigriopus californicus, 2093 nucleotides long. RefSeq names its product ecdysteroid-phosphate phosphatase-like (gene Epp). The transcript has 2 exons. Gene Ontology annotation, molecular function: protein binding. NCBI's taxonomy places the organism in Eukaryota, Metazoa, Arthropoda, Copepoda, Harpacticoida, Harpacticidae. The record is from RefSeq and is a predicted model, not a curated record.
AUGGCCACCGCCAAGGCCGCGACAGGCAACUCCGCCUCGCCUCUCAACGUGGAACUGGUGGAACUGCCCCCUCGAUCCGCCAAACCCGCAACGCCCACCCUGACCGGCGCCAAACCCGCGCACACCCCCUUAGAGGUGUUGUUGCAAUUGGGGUUCCCCAAGCAUCGCGGUCAAAAGGCCUUGGCCGCCACCGGCCAUCGGGGUGUUCAAAUCGCCUCGGAUUGGCUCUUGGCUCAUGUCAACGAUCCCACCUUGGAUCAAGAGAUUCCUCGCCAUUACGUGUUUUAUCUGUGUCCGUCGGGGGCGUUGCAGGAACAGCUCGACACCUUCUGGGAUGCGUCCAAGAUUCAGAUCGGUUGGAAUGGCGUGCACAACUCGUUUCCGCACAUCACGCUCACUUCCACUUUCACUUGUGCCGACCAUGAGGCCGAGAAGCUCUUGGACGUGGCCAAAAGCAUGGCUGGCCAUUUCCGGGAUGACUGGGCUCAUGAUCGGUUCAACUUGGAGAAGUACGUCUCGCCCAACUUCUUGGGCUUGUUCGUGGGUAAACGGGAAGAGAUUCUGUUGCGAUCGCUCUCGCAAGAGCUGUGUCAGGCCUUGGCCCACUUGGAAGUGGCCACGGAGCCCAUGUCCAAGUCGUAUCAUCUGACCCUGGCCUACCAAUUUCCGCCUGAACAUCUGGAUGGAUUGGCCGAUCUGGCUCAUGCCGUGGAUCCGGAGGCUCAGGCCGAUUGGGAGCUCCGAUUGUACUCCUUUGAGGAGCGGAUGAAGAACAAGGAAGUGUUCAAGGUGCUUUUCUCGCACAUCCCACGCGAGGAGGAUGAAUUGGAGCUCAUGAUUGGCGACUAUGUGUACGUGAGUCCCGAGGAUAUCACCCAGUCCACCGACGGCUGGGUGAUGGGCAUCUCGUGGCUCACGGGCGGCACGGGUUUCUUGCCCAAGACCUAUAUACAACAAGCGGCCGAGACCACGGCGUGGACUUUGCAUGCUUCCAUUCCCCUCAACUCGAGUCCCAAUCCCGUCACGCCCUUUGAUGUCCAUCGGGAGCAGACCCGAUUGAGCUUGUCCUCCACCUCGUCCUUUGAGCGACUCAAGGCCAGUGUUGGGGCCCAACGUCCGGAUGACUCGGGCGGGCUUCAUACCUCUUCCGAUCCCGAAAUCGAGGCCUUGACCAAGGUCGUGUCCCCGCCAAGCAAAUCCCCCAAAACGCCCAUGAAAACCCCGCGUCAAGUGUUCACCAUUCGUCACGGCGAGCGGGUGGAUUUCACCUUCGGCAGUUGGAUCCAGUUUUGCUUCGAUGAGAGUGGCACCUAUGUUCAAAGAGACCUGAACAUGCCCGUGAGCAUGCCGAAGCGGAAAGCCGGGCCCGAGGGCUUCAUUCGGGAUUCUCCACUAUCCCGAAUCGGGGUCAUGCAAGCCCGUUUAGUGGGCGAGUCCUUGCGCAAGACAAAAGUGAGAUUUUCCCAUGCUUAUUGUUCGCCCUCAUUGCGAUGUGUCGAGACUUGACACCACAUCCUGGAAGGCAUGGGCUUAGCUCAAGAGAUCAAAAUGAACCUGGAAUUCGGACUGUUCGAGUGGUUGGGAUGGUAUCAGAAUGCCAUGCCGGAUUUCAUGACCCCCGAGGAAAUGAGCGACGCUGGAUACAACGUGGAGAUGUCGUACAAGCCGUUCAUUUCGUUGCUUCAAUUGCAAGACACCGAGGAGUCGUGCGAAGAGCAUUACUCGCGCAACUUCUUCGUGACCCAAUGCAUUCUCCAAGCCACAGAAGAAUCCGGUGGAAACGUGCUGCUGGUGGCGCAUGCGUCAUCCUUGGACACGUGUACCCGACAAAUUAUCGGUCAGUCGCCCCGGCCCUUCAACGAUAUGUUGGCCGUGGUCAGAAAAGUCCCUUAUUGUAGUGUGGCGUGCAUCGAGGAAACUCAAAAAGGUGCCAUUGACUCGCACAAUCCUUUGGGUUGGAAGUUGAUGGAGCCGCCCAUCCCACCUUUAAGCCAUUCCAGCAAUGCAAGAUAUGAUUGGACCGUUGUUCGUGAUGGAGCUCCCGUUCCUAAGAAAUGACUCUCGCCUCAUUUUAUAUACCUUCUUUCACCUUA